AUGCAGAAUCAGUGGCAACGAGUGGUGAGUGGCUUAAGAGGAUAUGCAACCUCAACCUUACCAAAGACGAGAGCUUAUAACCCAACUGCUAAUUUCGCAGAGCAACAGAGCAGUAAGAAGCCCAGGGGUGAUUUUGUGCCCGUGUAUGUAGCUGUUGGGAUGAUUACAGUAUCAGUGGCGCUGGGACUCCACACGGCCAAGCAACAGCUCUUCCACAACCCCAACGUCUUUGUGAAGAAGCAGAGGCGGGAGAUGCUGCCGGAGGUAGUGGAGCCUGAUCGUGUGGUAAAGGACGCCGAUGAGUUUGUUAACAAAUCCUUUUUCAGGAAGGUAGCUCAUGUUCAGGACUUUGACAGCCCCGUAGCAUCUGACCCUAUUCUUGGAGAUGUUUAUGCUCAUCGGCCUCGUGCCGUGACUCUGAAAGAUGCAGGAGUAGAUCCUAAAGAGGUCGCAGAAGCACUAGAUCCUCGCUAUCGUGCUAGACCCGGAGAAGACCCGAAACAGGUCGUGGAACAAGAUACUAAAGCAGCAGCUGCUUAA
This is a messenger RNA of Argentina anserina (silverweed cinquefoil), 540 nucleotides long. RefSeq lists its product as uncharacterized. The record is from RefSeq and is a predicted model, not a curated record. The transcript has a single exon. Lineage: Eukaryota; Viridiplantae; Streptophyta; Magnoliopsida; Rosales; Rosaceae. Bases 1 to 540 code for a protein of 179 amino acids.